UGUUUUGAUUAAGUAAGUCAAACAUUUAAAUACUUCUUUUAUAUUAUUACUUGGGUCGGUAACUCUUUUUAAAAUAUGUCAAUCAAUUAUCAUUUUCAAUUGUGCAAGCUGCAUACGAACCGAAAGAUUUAAAUGAGUGCCUUCAUCCAGUUUAUCCAGAGCCUUCAAACUGAAAAGAUCAGAGUGCCUUCAAAAAAAUGGGUGAAGAAAUAGAUGUCCUAUUGGAUAGAGAUAGUUGCACCAUCAACGGAGUGGACCAAGAACAACCCGAUGCGAUUCAUAACGACUCUAAUAUGGAAAUAUUUACUGAGGACGACUCAAGGCCAUAUACCUAUUUGCAAAACUGUCAUUUCGUUUGCUUAUGUGUUCUUUAUAAUUUUUGCAUGCUUUUAAUAGUUGUGUCAAUAUACAUUUACAAACGAUGGAAUUAAAAAAGCGACUUUUAAAAUAAUUUUGAGUACG
Messenger RNA from Drosophila simulans, 462 nucleotides. RefSeq lists its product as uncharacterized. The record is from RefSeq and is a predicted model, not a curated record. NCBI's taxonomy places the organism in Eukaryota, Metazoa, Arthropoda, Insecta, Diptera, Drosophilidae. The transcript is spliced from 3 exons. Bases 198 to 431 code for a protein of 77 amino acids.